AUGGCAAAAGCCUUGAAGAAGAUAUUAAAUGACGCGAAGGAGGGCUGCAUAUAUCUCAACUUAGGCACAAACUUAAGAAGCAAUCGCCUGCCCAUCAACAGGUGCAACAUGUUUCUAAAAACUUUCGUGGGCUUACCUUGCGAGCUAUUGUGGAAGUUCGAGUCUGAUCAACUCGCGAACAAGCCCGAUAACGUGGUGAUAAGGAAAUGGUUGCCGCAGCAGGAGGUUCUACCGCAUUCGAACGUACAACUGUUCCUGCGGGACUUGCUUCGAGAUUUGCCGCACAAGGCGAUGGAUAACGUCGUCUGCUGGAUCGAACGCGUGAUACGCCACAAAGGGCCGCCGCAUCUUCGCAACAAGUCGCGAGGUACACCUUGGUACCAAGACCGAAUGUCGGACGUGAUGGCGAUUGCGUUCGGGAGAAUCGGCAUGUGUUACUGUGGCGAUUACUCGUUGCAGAGAGCUUUCGGCCCGAGCCAGGAUCAGUAUAAGUGUCUGUGA
Harpegnathos saltator (Jerdon's jumping ant) is the source of this 501-nucleotide messenger RNA. Its product is annotated as UDP-glucuronosyltransferase 2B14-like. NCBI's taxonomy places the organism in Eukaryota, Metazoa, Arthropoda, Insecta, Hymenoptera, Formicidae. Gene Ontology annotation, molecular function: UDP-glycosyltransferase activity. The transcript has 4 exons. The record is from RefSeq and is a predicted model, not a curated record. Bases 1 to 501 code for a protein of 166 amino acids.